AGGACCUUCUGCUUGGGUGACUGAACUCUGCUCUUGACAUAGUGUACGGCCAUGGCAUCCAAGGGAGGCACUGUCAAAGCUGCUUCAGGAUUCAACGCCAUUGAAGAUGCCCAGAACCUGAGGAAGGCCAUGAAAGGGCUUGGCACUGACGAAGAUGGCAUUAUUAAUGUCCUGGCCUACCGCAGCACUGCCCAGCGCCAGGAAAUCAGGACAGCCUACAAGACCAGCAUCGGCAGGGACCUGUUGGAUGACUUGAAGUCAGAACUGAGUGGCAACUUCGAGCAAGUCAUUCUGGGGAUGAUGACGCCCACCGUGCUGUAUGACGCGCAGGAGCUGAGGAGAGCCAUGAAGGGAGCUGGCACAGACGAGGGCUGCCUGAUUGAGAUCCUGGCCUCCCGGUCCACUGAGGAGAUCCGGCGCAUCAAAGGGACAUACCAGCUGCAAUUCGGACGGAGCCUUGAGGAUGACAUUUGCUCAGACACGUCCUUCAUGUUCCAGCGAGUGCUUGUGUCUCUGUCAGCUGGUGGCAGGGAUGAAGGAAAUCAUCUGGAUGAUCAACUCGUGAAACAAGAUGCCCAGGACCUGUAUGAGGCAGGAGAGAAAAAGUGGGGAACAGAUGAGGUGAAAUUUCUAACUAUUCUCUGUUCUCGGAAUCGGAAUCAUCUGUUGCAUGUGUUUGAUGAAUACAAAAGGAUAGCACAGAAAGAUAUUGAACAGAGUAUCAAAUCCGAAGCCUCUGGCAGUUUUGAAGAUGCUCUGCUGGCUAUAGUAAAGUGCAUGAGGAACAAAUCUGCCUAUUUUGCGGAAAGGCUUUAUAAAUCUAUGAAGGGCCUGGGCACCGAUGACAGCACUCUCAUCAGAGUGAUGGUUUCUCGAGCAGAGAUUGAUAUGCUGGACAUUCGGGCCAACUUCAAGAGGGUCUAUGGAAAGUCUCUACACUCCUUCAUCAAGGGUGACACAUCUGGAGACUACCGGAAGGUACUGCUGAUUCUCUGUGGAGGCGAUGAUUAAAACGAAAAUCCAUCAAAAAUAGGAGGAUCAUCAACACUUUGAUUUUUUUUUUUUUAACCUUCAUUUUGCUGCACUGCUAUUAGCAUUAUCUUACAGUGCUUAUUUCCAAUUAAAACGCCUACCCCGCUGCCUCCUAGGACUGUCUAUAUUAUUAUUCAUCUGUAAUUAGUCAUUUUGAUCCUUUAAAGCCAUGCUUGCAUUUCAAAGCAUAUAAACCCUGAAAGGCCGUUUGAAAUUAGAAAUAAGUAUGUACUCCACACUUUGAUUUU
Chrysochloris asiatica (Cape golden mole) is the source of this 1280-nucleotide messenger RNA. RefSeq names its product annexin A4 (gene ANXA4). Gene Ontology annotation, cellular component: cytoplasm. The record is from RefSeq and is a predicted model, not a curated record. Gene Ontology annotation, molecular function: calcium-dependent phospholipid binding; calcium ion binding. Bases 52 to 1011 code for a protein of 319 amino acids. NCBI's taxonomy places the organism in Eukaryota, Metazoa, Chordata, Mammalia, Afrosoricida, Chrysochloridae. The transcript is spliced from 12 exons.